AUUUCCCCAUGAACCGUUUACCAGUCGUCUACAUGUGCUUCGGCGUAUCUGUAAUUAAGGCAGAUUUUGAUUUUCCUUGGGACACAGGCGACCCCGCGGUACUGCCUGAUACAGUGCUGUCUCGUCACAGAGUCGUCGGCAUCAUCGAAUCUGCUGUUCAGUGCCGCGUACGAAAUCCUAGAUCAUGUGCCCUUUCCCUUUUUCCAAGAGAAAAGCGCUUCACUCUCGGACGGAAGAUCCUACAGCUGAAAAGGCUGUAUUUCCGCCACUCUAGUGUCGACGGGUGCCCCAGUGUGUGAGUCGUUGCUCACAGUAUGCCCAAAUCUUCUCUGGAAUCCAAAAUUCCACUACUCCGCUUUUCACCCUUCGUCCGGAGUUCCUUUGCCGUUGGUGUUACCUCUUCUGUGGACAAAGUGCGUGUGAGCAUUAAAUUUAUGACUCUCUAAAGUCCUGCUGAGACGGAGGACUCAAGCUGAUACGCGGUUGCAUUUGUUAGACGUUAACUUCCCGGCUAAACAUACCCUCUGUUGACACAUACUUCCUUCUGUUGCGUCAUCAUUUUCUCGUUGUGAGUGUUAGGCUGAAGACACACUUAUCCCACCUUUUUAGGUCUUUUGACAUCCACUACGUACCCCUGUCCUUGGUGAAGAAUUAACUCUGUGUUCUCCCUUGUCGGAGAGAAGCCGGUGAGGCGGUGGAAGCUGCGGAUAAGAGAGAAACGUAGCGACCAUUUGCACUGUUGAAGACUGUGUAGUCGUGCAGCUGUGGAAAAUGCCAUUGCCACCGUGCCCCCCGCUUCCGUGUUCAACCUCUGCUUCGGCGUUCGGUUCUUCCUCCGACUUCUGCGUGGAAAUCUUCUGUCGCCGACUCGAUGAGGUCGACGACGAGCCUCGAGCUGUAGGGGCAAUUCUGGUUGAAGCUCUUUUGCAUCCUUCACUCUGUUUUUUUGCAGAGUUGCUCAAUCACCCGAAAGUAGCACUCCUUCGGCAGGCAUCCGACGCGCCUUCUGUAUCUUUCGCUCUUUCCUCCGCUGUCUCUCUAACCCUCACUGAACUUCUGGCUACCCUGCAACUGUUCAGCACGGGGACCGUCGAAGACUACCGAGAAGGGCGACAUAGGCGGCGACAAGGUCUGAGAUCAGAUGCUUCCUCCGUCGGAGAAAGCUCGUCUCUCGAAGAUGGUGCCAGCCAUUUCCCUGCUCUGCCGCCGGUCCUUUUGAGGAAACUGCGGAUGCUAACCACGCUGACCCUGGCCUCGUACUGUCGAGAGCUUUCUUUCGUCACUCUUUCCGCUUUACUCUCCGUGAACGAUGAUGAUCUUGCCCUUUCCGGCGUGGAUUCAGCUGAAGUGGGUGCGGCCAAUGAGGUGGGAGUGGUAGCUGGAGGGCGCACAAGCUCAGGUGUAGGUACACUCGAGAAGUGUGAUCAGGCAGUUGCUGUCUCAGCUGAUGCGCAGAGUUCCCUAGCAGCAACAGUCCGCGUGAGUCCCGAGGAAGCUGAAACUGUUGUCCGCUCCUGCAUCGCAAUGGGUUGGAUGAAGGCCCGAAUUAACAGAGAAAAACAGGUGGCUUUCGUGGAAGAUGUUCUGGGCAGGGAUGUAAAUGAUAAAGAGGACCUCGAGAUCAUGGAGGAGGUACUGAGCAACUUCGCACGCCGCGUCCACAGAGCAAUUUAUGUAUUAAACAAGAGCGUGGACAGAUUUCUCCAAAGUGAGGGUCCGCCGAGUGCUGCCGGUUCGUGUGAGGCGACACUGUGACCAUUUCAAGAAGCAAAGUGGCCAUCACGGCUCAUGUUCAAGUUUUUUCAUUCCAUCUCAAGUAAUCGAAGGGUCUGGUAUUCAUGUAGGGCGCUUGCCGAUGAAGGGGGCUUGUCGAUGAGGGUGUGGAGCUACACUGGUCUAAAACUUGAGAAAGACUCGGUGAAGACCCGAGUGCAGAUUUGAUUUUGUCUACCGCUACCUCCUCAGUGAGCGAAGCCACGAAGUUGACAGUUGCUCUGUGAUUAGAGGAGGGAAGGUUCAAAAGGCGGUCUCUUCAUUCGGAGGCCGAGGAUACCUCACGCAAAAGUGGUUGAGGCGUGAACCCUUUCAGCAGAGUACAAAAGGAAACGAUUUCGUAGCUUGCCGCAUGUUCCGGGAUCCACUGAAUUUCUCUCGUUCUCUCUCUCGAGGCAUAUAUAUAUAUAUAUAUAUAUAUAUGUUGGUCGAGCGCUCACAGUCAGCCGAGCUGUUUUUUCCUGGAAAAUAUCCGUGUGCCAACAGGGUGAACACGAGCGACAGCUGGUUGCAGGAUCUCUCUGAUUUUGCCGUCGGCGGUGCGUCGUUGAACUUUUCAAAGGUUAUUUCAUCCGGUUCACUGGAGCGUUUACGAAUGCCGGGUUGCUGGUUUUCCAGCUGUAUCUUCCGGUAAGCGACGUGUCGGAGCGUGCCCUAACACACUCGAUGAGGAAGAAAUGGAACCCAUUGAGGCUGAGGGUAGGACGAAUUGAGAACUACCAGAACAGCAACAGUGUCUUUUCCCAGUGACGGUAAACGUUUGGGGGU
Toxoplasma gondii ME49 is the source of this 2541-nucleotide messenger RNA. RefSeq lists its product as hypothetical. The record is from RefSeq and is a predicted model, not a curated record. Bases 772 to 1755 code for a protein of 327 amino acids. NCBI's taxonomy places the organism in Eukaryota, Apicomplexa, Conoidasida, Eucoccidiorida, Sarcocystidae. The transcript has a single exon.